Molecule: messenger RNA, 366 nt
Organism: Camellia sinensis
Lineage: Eukaryota; Viridiplantae; Streptophyta; Magnoliopsida; Ericales; Theaceae
Source: RefSeq, a predicted model, not a curated record
AUGCCUCCAGAAAAGAUAGAGUUGUUCAAAUCCUUGGAAGACUGGGUUACAACAAAUGUGUUGAUUCACCUAAAACCAGUAGAGAAAUGCUGGCAACCACAACACUUUCUUCCAGACCCGACAUCGGAUGAAUUCUUAGAACAAGUGGUGGACCUAAGGGAGAGAGCAAUGGGGCUGCCAGACGAUUAUUUUGUAGUAUUGGUCGGAGACAUGAUCACUGAAGAAGCUCUUCCAACUUACCAGAGCAUGCUUAAUGGGUAUGAUGGAAUUGGGAAUGAAACAGGGUCAAGCCCCAGUCCUUGGGCUGAUUGGAUAAGGGGAUGGAGUGCUGAAGAGAACAGGCAUAAUGUCAUUUAUGAAUUGUGA